CCUGUCACCAAGAUCAUUAGUCCAGUGGCAGUCCGCCUCAAACUUCCUCCCACGUACAGGAGAAUUCACCCCGCCUUCCAUGUCUCUAAAAUCAAGCCCGUGUUUUGGGCACCUAUUAAUCCGCCUGUCCCGGUUCCUCCCCCGCCACGUCUCAUAGAUGGGGAACCCACUUAUUUGGUUAACCGUAUUCUGGACUCGAGAAGUAGGGGACGCGGAUUUCAGUACCUGGUGGACUGGGAGGGUUACGGUCUGGAGGAGAGAAGUUGGGUUCCUGCUAGAGACAUUCUGGAUCACUCUCUGAUCGAUGAUUACAAUCGUCAGGUAAGACCGUCAGCGUUCGUAGGGGAGGGGGUACUGUCACGGUUCAUGAAUUCACUCUCUCUCUCUCGUCUAUCGUGUUGUUAUGUGUGUGUCUAUGGGCGUGGUCACUGAUCAGCGAUGAUCAGCAGCGCCAGCUGGUUUCAUUUGUUUGUGGCCUAUAUAAGUGCAGUAACUGGUGUUUCAUGUUGUCAGAUCAUUGUUUCUCCCUGGUGUGCUCCCGUACCUGUUUCCUGUGUCCUAGUUCCUGCCUGAGUCUUCUUGUUGUCGUCGUCGUCUUGGAUCUUCACACUUCUCUGGAUUAUUACCUUCACCUUCACGAGGAUUGCGCACUCACCGGGAUUCGGGGGAUCAUCACCGAAGCAGCACCAUCAUCGUUGCCCACUGUAACACCAAUGAGCGGAUGGUAUUCAACCAUCUGUUCCAUAUUAAUGAAACCUUACCCUUCUGACACAUUCUACACUCAAAGACCAGAACGUGAGUUAAAGAAAAAAAACAAGGACUUUCAUUUUACAACCCUCUUACAACAUAACUCUCCACCCUGGGCGCCACCAUGACAGCAACGUCCUGGCGGGGAUGAGAGUUAUAACACCUUGGAGACUAUCCAGAGAUGCGAUAUCGAACUUCAAAAGGGAAGACAAACACCCCCCCUUCUUGAUCGCACACUCCACGCUGAGGCCGCACAGACCGGACAAUUUGAGCGCAGCUACGCACAAGAGCCAGAUCAAAGAUGCUGCUGUGGAUUCUCAUCCUGUGCUUCCAGUCAACCAGAGGCCAGCCGUCAUCAGACAUUAUCACACCGGGUCCUGCCUCGGGCAUUGUAUUGAGAGAGCAACCGGGACUCCUGAUCACGAAUUGUCGGACGUACACCCAGAAAGUAUACGUUCGACUCGACCCCCGCAACGUCUACAGAGCACACUACCCCCGCGCAGUAGCCCAGUACAGCUGGGCCGGUGCCCGUUGGACAGAGGAUUCCCUCCAGCACGCCGAGGCCGAUGUCAAGCACAUGCUCAACCAACUUGAGAAGAUGACUGUUACCCAGGCGGAACUAGGUGGACACAACCGCCGCCCCAAACGUUUCCUGGGAGCGCUGCUCGGAGCCGCCGCUGCUGUGGGAACUCUGUUCAACAUUGGUAUGUCCAGUGUCAAUGCAGUAAAUAUAGCCACUGUGAGACAGCAUGUGGCUGAAAUUCAGACUGAACUUCCACAGCUAAAAGAGCAACUCACUACACAGAGUGCAUCCUUGCAAACCAUUGGAAAGACUUUGAAAGGAACGGUGGUCAUUCUCAACACCCACAGCGUGCUUUUGAACCAGACCAUGAACUCCAUGAAACAGCUGUUCACUGUGUUCCAGAAUGAUUUUGCCCAAACGCAGCUGGUCACAGCAUUAAUGACUGACAUGCUACGGGAAGUGAGUUCUUCCAUCGACAGUCUAGCCAUGGGAAGAAUUCCACCAUACCUGAUACCCCUAAGCUUGGUGCAAGAUGUGCUGGCUUCCGCCAUCACCACACCCACUGAUCCUAUGCAAAUCCACCUUGCCUACUCUCUAGGUAGUGCAAUUCCCCUUUACGUGGAUCCUGAGCAGAAGGAGAUGAGUUUCCUCCUGAACUUACCCAUCAUAGAGUCAAGCCGAAUCUACAGACUCAAAGACAUUGUUAAUGUGGGGUUCUGGAAGGAUAACACUCAUAUCAAGAUACGUACCCCUGAGGUGGUGGCGUACCAUGACAACAACACCCAGCUGUACUUAGCCCCAAACCUGCACAUGUGCACCCUAACUAAAGACAUUCACUACCUCUGCCCCAGCAAACCAUUUCUCAGAGACAAUACUGAUGGAAUCUGCGGGUUGCAACCCAUGAUCAGCGACACGCGUUGCCCUGCCGAUGCCCAGCCUCGCAGCCACGUCACCGAGACGCAAGCUGAGAUUGUAGGUGAUAGAUGGCUCGUUAACACUCCAGUACGUACCGCUACACUGACCUACGACCAGCAUGACACAGCCACCCGUGUCAAUCUGCUCGACCAGAGCAUGUGGAUUCAAGUCCCACGAGGGGCCAUCCUCCACCUCGACGAUCUGGCCUUAUACCAUCUUCCGAGUGAAGAGUACCAAUCAGAACUAGAAAUCCCAUCCUUCUUCAAGAACUACAACUUCACCCUAGGUUCGGAGUUGGAACUGUGGAUUGAAAAAGGCGGGCCUCAGCUCAUUGACAUUGCUCCCGUCGACGCAGCCCUCCAAGCCUUGUCUCGAUUGCCCAUCCUGAACACCUCACCUGUUGUCCAAGCCUGGACUGCAGCUGACACAGCACUGUGCAUCUCCAUGGUCGUCGGCCACACCCUGACCCUUGGCGUGGCCUUAGUCCUAUACAGGAAACUCAACGAGAUGCGAAUCUCUGCAGCUAAACUCAAGACAACAAGGAUUGGAGGUCUCCGAUGGAAACCCCGAAGGGAAGGUAACACACCAGAGACGGAUAAGAACCUCAUCGAGUUGAGUCCUCAGCCCUAACAAACCCCUGCUACCCGACUGUCAGGAUUCACCUGCCAUCCGACUAUGGUGGUGGGUGUUGUCCGAUAAUGACCACAGGGCAUCAUCCGACCACAAAGGGGGAAUGUAACACCAAUGAGCGGAUGGUAUUCAACCAUCUGUUCCAUAUUAAUGAAUCCUGACCCUUUUGACACAUUCUACACUCAAAGACCAGAACGUGAGUUAAAGAAAAAAAACAAGGACUUUCGUUUUACAACCCUCUUACAACAUAACUCACCACCCUGGGCGCCACCAUGACAGCAACGUCCUGGCGGGGAUGAGAGUUAUAACACCUUGGAGACUAUCCAGAGAUGCGAUAUCGAACUUCAAAAGGGAAGACAAACACCCCCCCUUCUUGAUCGCACAUUCCAGUGA
Messenger RNA from Carassius auratus (goldfish), 3208 nucleotides. RefSeq lists its product as uncharacterized. The coding region runs from base 1049 to 2815 and encodes 588 amino acids. The record is from RefSeq and is a predicted model, not a curated record. NCBI's taxonomy places the organism in Eukaryota, Metazoa, Chordata, Actinopteri, Cypriniformes, Cyprinidae. The transcript is spliced from 2 exons. Gene Ontology annotation, biological process: fusion of virus membrane with host plasma membrane.